AUGGACCAAGAACAGCCAUGCAAAAUCCCUGGGCUUUCUUUAAUAUACAAUGAAGAACCUCCUAAGCAGGAAAACGUUUCGGAGGCGCCAUCCAUGAUUGAGAAUUUACAAAACCAGGCAAAUAUAUCGCCUCCAGAAAGCAGCCGACCCCCUACAGAGGAUGACUCUGUAACAUUAAAUUCAAAUGAAAUUGAUAAAAGAGAGGAAGCUGUUACACCCAAUAUGGCUGCUAAAGAUGCUUCUACCGAACAACAAAGCCAAGAAGGUUCAGGUCUAAAGGUAGGAGAACCAGAAAAGCAAGUAACGAAUCAUACAAAAUCUUCUAUGGACGUUUUAGAUAUGGCACUCGCAAAUCCAACGGCUUGUGUUGUCCCUUCAUCUACAAAGCCGGUUUACGUUGAUGAUUCACUCAACACAGCGGAAAAUUUCAUUGUUUCUGGCCAGCCGUCUGAAGGGAAUACAGUGCAGGAAGAGAAAAUUGAAGAAGAAGAAAAAGAAAAACCGGUUAAUUCCCGAUCAGAUGCCGAGUCUUCAGAGUCUUCAGAGUCUGAUUCAGAGUCUGAUUCAGAUUCAGAUUCUAAUAGCACUUCUAGCUUAUCUGAAGUUCAGGAGACUGAAAAGCUAGAAUUGGAGCAGGAAUCCGAAGCUACUCCGCCUAAAACUAUACAUGAAAUGCCUGAGGAAGUGUACGAGCGCCCGACAAUCGAGCUUGGACCUGAUUCUCUUAUAGAACCUUUGGGACAGGUUUUACAGGUUCUAAAGAAAGAACUUGUUGUCCAAAGUGAUGUCCAAAAUGAGGAACUUAUCUUCGAUGAAAAAACCGUUCUCUGUUUUGAGGAUAAGACAAUUGUUGGAUUUAUCCAUGAAACUUUUGGUCCUGUUUCUUCUCCUUUUUAUGUUGUAAGGUUUACUAAUGAGGAGGAAUGUGCAUCUAUCAAUCCUUUCGUCGGCAAAAAGGUGUUUUAUGUUCCUACCAUGGCAAAUCGACUUGACCCAGAACCUUUAAAGUAUAUCAAAGGAAGUGAUGCUAGCAACGUAUACGAUGAGGAAAUCAAUCCUUCCGAACAAGAGUUUUCAGAUGAUGAAGCUGAGGUUGUUGCUAAACAGAACAAACGUAAAAAGAAGAGAAAGACAAAACCGACUUCUCAGCCUUCCAUGGCCGAAGUCGAAGCUCCUCAUCGGCCAAUGCCAAGAGCAAGCUCAAUGUAUGCUCCACAAACGCCGGCUCCUCCUCCUCUAUCUUCCCUUCCUCAUCACAUGCCAGCUCCAGCGAGUGCUCCGUACAACUUUUAUCCCGUCCAUCCUGGUUUUAUGGUACCACCCCCUUCGGGUCCGCUCCCCAACUAUGGUCUUCCUUUACCUAAUGUUACUCCUUUUCCUCAGCAUAGAGAAUAUGCCAGGCCGGGUAUGCCACCUCAAUUUCAGAUGCCUAGAACGGGCAGUCCAGCGGAAUCGCCUUCCAAUUUCUCCAUGCCACCAUAUUCUCAACAUGGACAAAUUAAGCCGACGCCGCCAUUCCAUCGAAGAGAUUGGGCAUAA
Schizosaccharomyces osmophilus is the source of this 1539-nucleotide messenger RNA. RefSeq names its product snoRNP assembly factor Naf1 (gene naf1). Gene Ontology annotation, molecular function: RNA binding. Gene Ontology annotation, cellular component: sno(s)RNA-containing ribonucleoprotein complex. NCBI's taxonomy places the organism in Eukaryota, Fungi, Ascomycota, Schizosaccharomycetes, Schizosaccharomycetales, Schizosaccharomycetaceae. The coding region runs from base 1 to 1539 and encodes 512 amino acids. The record is from RefSeq and is a predicted model, not a curated record. Gene Ontology annotation, biological process: box H/ACA snoRNP assembly; ribosome biogenesis; pseudouridine synthesis. The transcript has a single exon.